CGACCCCUCGCGCGCCCGCCGGUGGCGUAGGAGCCGCGGCCGCCAUGUCCAUCUUCACCCCCACGAACCAGAUCCGCCUCACCAACGUGGCCGUGGUGCGGGCGCGGCGCGGCGGAAAGCGCUUCGAGAUCGCCUGCUACCGCAACAAGGUCAUGGGGUGGCGCAGCGGAGCGGAGAAAGAUCUCGACGAGGUCCUGCAGACACACACGGUGUUCGUCAACGUUUCCAAAGGGCAGGUGGCGAAGAAGGAAGAUCUCGUUCAAGCCUUUGGGACGGAUGACCAAACAGAAAUCUGUAAGAUGAUUUUAUCAAAAGGGGAGCUGCAGGUAUCGGACAAAGAACGACACACACAGCUGGAGCAGAUGUUCAGAGACAUUGCGACUAUUGUGGCUGACAAAUGUGUGAAUCCUGAAACAAAGAGGCCAUACACAGUAAUCCUUAUCGAAAGAGCCAUGAAGGACAUUCACUACUCUGUCAAACCACACAAGAGCACGAAGCAGCAGGCCCUGGAAGUGAUCAGGCAGUUAAAGGAGACCAUGCAAAUUGAACGUGCUCACAUGAGGCUGCGAUUUAUUCUUCCAGCAAAGGAGGGGAAGAAACUGAAAGAGAAGCUCAAGCCCCUGAUUAAAGUUAUUGAGAACGAAGAAUUCCACGAACAGUUGGAAAUUGUGUGCCUUAUUGACCCAGGCUGCUUCAGAGAGAUUGACGAGCUGAUCCGGAGUGAGACAAAAGGGAAAGGAACACUGGAAGUGCUCAGUCUGAAAGAUGUGGAGGAAGGAGAUGAGAAGCUUGAAUAACGAAAACCUUCUGGCACAGUUCUACUUGAACAACAUCCUACGAAAUGACUGGUGUUAGCCACUGUCUUCUGUUAGGCCUUCAUGGUUUUUCCAGUCUCUUGCUGCCAAAUAUUUUCUGACACUAAUCCUUUAGGAUUUUUCCAUGCAGCGUGGGUUUUUUUAAAUCGCUUUACACUUGUUUGGUUUACAGAUGGGUUUGCCUGUAGGAACAUUUGGUGUCAGAGUUGCACUACUGAGGAUUGAGUUAAGACUUGAUAUGGAAGUUACUCUCGCUUUGGUUUGCUUUAAUUAAGGGGUGCAGUUGAAGAGCAUUUGACUGAUAGGGUGCCAAGAGGUUUUUCUUGAAGUUGUUGGUGUUGAGUGGGAGAUGGCAUAUGUGGCUGAGAGGUGGGUUUUGUACGUGAGGAGAGGAACCUGAAGAAAAGGGAGCUGCAUUUUCACUCUUAAACAGGUGCAAAGUGUGGAUCGUGUCUGAACUGAUCUCGUGGCAGCCUGAAAACUGACUUAGCCUUCUGUAAUUGGCUGCUCGAUAAUUAGAGUACUUUAAAGGACCAUUCUUAGAGAUUUCCUUCACUGGCUAUAACAGUACUUGCUGACUUAGAAAAAAAAAAUGUUCUCCAAAUAACUUAUUCAUAAAAUAUAUUUAGCUACAUUAAUAAAAAUGAACUAUCAUCUAUUUAUAUAUUACAGAUACAGAAAGAUAUAAAAGAAUUAUUUUUCAUUAAUAGUCUAGGAGGUGUCUCUGGCCGUGCCGAUGCUUUUUGUAGGCUGAAGGGUCAGCCUGCACUUGUGAGCUGUUCUCAUGUGCUAAAAUGCAUGUGGGACAGGCAGCGGUGGCCCCUGGUAGUUGAGCUAGACGGGCUUUGUUGGGCCGUAAUUCCCUGGCGGGAAUUGUUUGUACAUGCUCUUUUUCUUCUCAGUGCGGUAGAGAAAAAUUCUGGCAGCUGUCCUUUAGCCUCUCUCUUUUUAUGCGGCUUUCUAAUACAUGCACAGAAUUUCCUGAUUCUUGAACCAUUUUAUCCAUUUUAAAAUGCUUUCUCUUACCCUCAAGGUGAUCUUCUGUGGUGUUUCAGUUCUGCCUAGGAGAGUUUAGUGGUACAAUGACUAUAUUUGCCAUGUGGGCACAGCCUCUGUGGAGAUGUCUACGUGCGUGGACAGAUUGACAAGAUUCCUCAUGCGUACAAACCCUUGACUGCUUGUUUUUCAAGUGGCCAUCUCUUCGUGCAUACUUUAUGAAGGGCUGAAGAUGAUAACGUUGAUAUUUAGCUUGUCACUGGCAAUUAGCGCUAACAUGCAACUCGUAAAUCUGCAAAUGAGACACUGAGUAAGAGCCUCAGAUGAUACCGUGUUGGUAAUGCUUGAUUUCACAAUGCUGUCGUUUCUUUUUUUCCUGUGUUCAACAGCUAGAGUGCAGUCAGAUGGCUGCAGGUGAAAGAUCUUGAGUUACAGAAUCUUAAUCUGAGCUGAUUUAGGAGCUUGGUGCUAGUAAGGCAAUUUCCUUAUAAAGUCUUUCUGCAAAUCAAACAUUGAGGAUUUUUUUCUGGUAGAGGGAGCUUGAUUUUAUUUAUCAACAACUAAAUGUACAUGCUUGCAUUUCUUGUCAUAUUUGUAGUUCAGCAAGAAGGUAUGGUGAGCAUCGAAAUAAAUGUCAGUAUUGGUA
This is a messenger RNA of Grus americana (Whooping crane), 2457 nucleotides long. It is a transcript of the gene SBDS, whose product is annotated as SBDS ribosome maturation factor. The transcript has 5 exons. Bases 45 to 797 code for a protein of 250 amino acids. The record is from RefSeq and is a predicted model, not a curated record. Gene Ontology annotation, biological process: cytosolic ribosome assembly; ribosome biogenesis. NCBI's taxonomy places the organism in Eukaryota, Metazoa, Chordata, Aves, Gruiformes, Gruidae.